Messenger RNA from Salvelinus fontinalis (brook trout), 4099 nucleotides. Its product is annotated as tetraspanin-7-like. Gene Ontology annotation, cellular component: membrane. The transcript is spliced from 8 exons. The coding region runs from base 67 to 756 and encodes 229 amino acids. The record is from RefSeq and is a predicted model, not a curated record. Lineage: Eukaryota; Metazoa; Chordata; Actinopteri; Salmoniformes; Salmonidae.
UAACGUUACCCUUGUUUUAUCCAUGCCCCAAUGUAAGCCUUGGGGAGAUCGUUUCCGUCGUUGUAGAUGCAGAGCUGUAGGCUACCCAUCACAGGAGCGAUCCUCUUGGCAGUGGGAGUAUGGGGGAAGUUUAUGAUCGGCCCGUAUAUCUCUCUGAUAGCUGAGAACACCACUAACGCUCCGUACGUCCUCAUCGGCACUGGGACUGUCAUCAUCGUCUUUGGCCUGUUCGGAUGCUUCGCCACCUGCAGGGGGAGCCCAUGGAUGCUCAAACUGUAUGUAAUGUUCUUGUCCCUGGUGUUCCUCGCUGAGUUGGUGGCUGGGAUCUCUGGCUUUGUUUUUCGUCAUGAGAUAAAAGGUACCUUCCUGAGGACGUAUACUGACGCCGUGUUGAAUUAUGAUGCUGAGGAUGAGAAGAGCCUGGCUGUGGACAACGUCCAAAGCAGCCUGCGUUGCUGUGGGGUGAACAACUACACCAGCUGGUUGGGCAGUGUGUACUACCCUGCUAACGGCUUUCCCCUGAGCUGCUGCUCCAACUCCUCUGACUGCAGCCCUCAGGACCUCCGCAACACCACCAUCAACCACACCAAGGUCUACCAGCAGGGCUGUUAUGAACUGGUAACCUCCUUCCUUGAGACCAACAUGGCCAUCAUCGCGGGAGUAACAUUUGGAAUUGCCUUCUCACAGUUGAUUGGCAUGUUGCUGGCCUGCUGUCUGUCCAGGAUCAUUACUGCUAAUCAGUAUGAGAUGGUGUAGCAGGGAGAGCAGGGAGAUGAAGAGGAGAGGGCGAACAGCACCUUGGUAGACUGGGACAGAAGAUCCCCACAACACUAGCACACUGCAUCACUCUCAUCACUCUCUCUCUCUCUCUCUCUCAAAAAGAAGUACCAUUCCUUAACUUGCUACUGUGCCAUGAAGGCUUUCUCACAGUACCUUCAACUCCACUGAGGGACACAGGCUGCAGGUGGAGGCUUCUAGUAAGCACUUAUGUAAAAUCAGCUUACCCUCCCCAAUGCAACAAUGACCUUGGUUAAGCAUCUAUGGGCAACUUAAUCCUGCUCCGUAUUACAAGUUUAGCCAUCUCUAACACUUUGGGUAGAAGUUGUCCUUAGGGACAGAUCUAGGAACAGGUCACCCGAAGCCUUGAUGCUAAACUUAACUAUUAGGGUGAUGAAUGGAUAUCUGACCCUGCAUCAGUGCGAAGCGCCAACAUCAUCCUGCUCCUUAGCAGUCUUCGACCCCCUAUCUCCCUGUCCUCUCACAGCACCCCCUUGUGGUUUUGCAUGCUCCAUACAGGGCCUAGCAUUUAAAAAGCAAUGCACAGAUUUGUAUGAAAUUAUUAACCCACAUUUAAAGAUAUACAGUAGCCAGCAUACACUGUAUUUUCAUAAUGUUUCUGAUCACCGCUGUAAAUACUCAAGCUACACACAUAUAGAGAAGAUAUGUUGAUAAAACAUUGAGAGAGCAUUUAGAGCUGACUUUUAGCCUUUCAUUUGCAUCCCUGCUUUUUCGCUGCUUCAUGGAUGAUAUCUCAGACUUUUGUGUCCAUAUCUAUGAUGUUAGCUUACAAUGAACUAACUGUGUAAUCAAUUUGGUCUCUGGAUGUGUAGAUGUCUUAAUAAUGAAUCAUUUAUUAUUAUAACAAUUAAUGAAUUGUGUGUGUCAAGUUUGGUUCGGAACACUGAGCUGUUCCGAUUUAAUAUAUGUGAGCGUAUGUUAUUUUAAUAUCUAUGAGCCUCGAAUUUUGUGGGAUAAAUAUAUUCUUUAUUGAUUUGAUGGAUGUUAUGUGUUUUUGUGGCACACGUUGAGAUGUAUAGGCGUAUGUUUAUUUAAUGUUAUAUUUAUAGUAUGUCUGCCUUUCUGUCUGCACACUUACAAGUGUGAGUGAGAAAGAGUUGAGGUGGUUACAUGUGGGUAGAGUCAUCUACUGGAAUAGGGUGGGAAUAGGAUGGGAAUUGGGUGGGAAUUGGGUGGGAAUUGGGUGGGAAUAGGAUGGGAAUAGGGUGGGAAUAGGGUGGGAAUUGGGUGAGAAUAGGUUGGGAAUAAGAUGAGAAUAGGGUGGGAAUAGGGUGGGAAUAGGGUGGGAAUAGGAUGGGAAUAGGAUGGGAAUAGGAUGAGAAUAGGAUGGGAAUAGGAUGGGGUUAGGGUGAGAAUAGGGUGAGAAUAGGAUGGGAAUAGGGUGAGAAUAGGAUGGGAAUAGGAUGAGAAUAGAGUGGGAAUAGGGUGGGAAUAGGAUGAGAAUAGGGUGGGAAUAGGAUGAGAAUAGGGUGAGAAUAUGAUGAGAAUAGGGUGGGAAUAGGGUGAGAAUAGGAUGGGAAUAGGAUGAGAAUAGGGUGGGAAUAGGGUGGGAAUAGGGUGGGAAUAGGGUGGGAAUAGGAUGGGAAUAGGAUGGGAAUAGGAUGGGAAUAGGGUGAGAAUAGGAUGGGAAUAGGAUGGGAAUAGGGUGAGAAUAGGAUGGGAAUAGGAUGAGAAUAGGGUGGGAAUAGGAUGAGAAUAGGGUGAGAAUAUGAUGGGAAUAGGGUGGGAAUAGGAUGGGAAUAGGAUGGGAAUAGGGUGGGAAUAGGAUGAGAAUAGGGUGGGAAUAGGAUGGGAAUAGGGUGAGAAUAGGAUGGGAAUAGGAUGGGAAUAGGAUGGGAAUAGGAUGGGAAUAGGGUGAGAAUAGGAUGGGAAUAGGGUGGGAAUAGGAUGGGAAUAGGAUGGGAAUAGGGUGAGAAUAGGAUGGGAAUAGGGUGAGAAUAGGAUGAGAAUAGGAUGGGAAUAGGAUGGGAAUAGGGUGAGAAUAGGAUGGGAAUAGGGUGAGAAUAGGAUGGGAAUAGGAUGGGAAUAGGAUGGGAAUAGGAUGGGAAUAGGGUGAGAAUAGGAUGGGAAUAGGGUGGGAAUAGGAUGGGAAUAGGAUGAGAAUAGGAUGGGAAUAGGAUGGGAAUAGGAUGAGAAUAGGAUGGGAAUAGGAUGAGAAUAGGAUGGGAAUAGGAUGGGAAUAGGAUGAGAAUAGGAUGAGAAUAGGAUGGGAAUAGGAUGGGAAUAGGAUGGGAAUAGGAUGAGAAUAGGGUGGGAAUAGGAUGGGAAUAGGAUGGGAAUAGGAUGGGAAUAGGAUGGGAAUAGGGUGAGAAUAGGAUGAGUGGGUGUUAUUUGAGAUGCAGUCAAUACUCAUAUUCUUGUAAGGCCAAUGAUAUGAUGCAACACUCAGACUGGUGUUUUAUAUGGUGUUGUGUAUGUAUGUUCAUGUCUCAAAGUCAUGAUGGAGGCAGCUGUGACCUCUCUGCUAUACAGAGGAUCUCAAACCUGUUUUUGGGGCUUUCACGUGUAUGCUGUUUUCUCUAAUCAAUCAGAUUUACAAAACUUUUUUGCAUUAAAUCCUUUUACGGAACAGGGUUGGGUACAAAUCGAAUUGAAGGCAGUCAAUUCAGGAAUUGAUUUGAAUUUAAAAUUGAAAAACUAGCUUCUCCAUUUCAGUUUAUUGAGAAGUCAUUAAAAAUAGAUGCCCUUUUUCAAUCAUUGAACUGGAAUUUCAGUUUAACUCCUGAAUUAACUGCCUUCAAUUCGAAUUGAGCACAACCCUAUUACAGGAAGGAUGGCUGGUAUUUACCUAGAAACUGCAUGGUAAAAUGGUAAUUACACGACAAUAACCUAUGGAACACAUUUUUGGGGACUAAAUUGGAGCACCACUCCAUAUACAAGGCAAAUAAUCAGGUAACUGAACCUUAAAUAAAGUGCUACUAACAACUCCCAGUGUAUUGAAAUGACUUUCCUAAAACGGAUGGAUUUAGAAAUGUGAAACUACUGAAGUGCCAAUUUGUAUUGAAAUCCAGAAACACAGGGGGUUCUCACCUCCAGCAGAGUAGAAAGACAGUUUACUGUCAUUAAGUAGAUCAUUAAAUCUAACUAAACUAACACAAAUGCAAACCUGUAGAAGACCAGUCAAUAAAUAACGCAAUCUACAGUUGCAGCAUUAAUGAAAAGAUUAACCGUUUUUUUUGUACAUAAGCCAACCUUUUUAAUAACUGCACCAGCUCCUGUAGCAUGCCAAUACAGUCUGUUCUGUUGUUGAUAUUGUAACAAUCAGUGAUAUCUGUGUUAAUAAACGAUCCUCAUAACUUUA